Molecule: messenger RNA, 1062 nt
Organism: Penicillium pulvis
Lineage: Eukaryota; Fungi; Ascomycota; Eurotiomycetes; Eurotiales; Aspergillaceae
Product: 2,4,5-trihydroxytoluene oxygenase
Exons: 4
Coding region: 1-1062 (353 amino acids)
Biological process (GO): L-methylmalonyl-CoA metabolic process
Cellular component (GO): mitochondrion
Molecular function (GO): methylmalonyl-CoA epimerase activity
Source: RefSeq, a predicted model, not a curated record
AUGUCAACGGAUAAAAUCCCGCCCAACCGUGGGGCCUCUGUGCCUGACGUGAUUGCUGUCGGUGAAUCGAAUGUGUCCCAGGCAGAAUGGCUUGCGAAGCAACAGAUCGACACCAAAGAGCGUGUCAAUUUGAAGAAGCUGUCCCACAUGCGGUAUCAACAUCCUGACCUGGAAGAAAUUCAGGCGUUCAUGCUUGAUUUUGGGAUGGAAAUCGCGAAAAAGACCGAAGAAGAAAUGUGGUUUAAAGGAUAUGGACCUGAUCAAUACGUGUACUAUGCGCGCAAAGGACCCAAAAAGUUCCUCGGUGCUGUUUUCGAGGCCCAGAGCAAAGAAGACUUUGACAGAGCAGCAAGCCUCCCCACAGCAAGUGCAGUGGAAGAAUUGAGCCAAGCGCCGGGUGGUGGAUGCUUGGUGACCCUUACCGACCCAGAAGGAUUCCCAGUGAAUGUUGUCUUCGGUCAGGAGCCGACGCACAUUGAAGUUUCUCAUCCCGCAAGGCUCACCUUGAAUUUCCCCGGCGAGAAGCCGAGACAGCGUAAAUUCAAUCGUUUCGAACCGGGACCAGCAGCUGUUCACAAGCUGGGUCACUUUGGAUACGCGACACAGCAACUUCAAUCGCAGCUGGAAUUCUAUACGUCGACCUUCAACAUAGUCCCAACGGAUCUGCUGUACAUCGAGAUAGAAGGCCAGAAAGUUCUCGUGACUAUGUUCGCCCACCUUGAUCUCGGGGAGACCCAUACUGAUCACCAUUCGUUUUUCCUGAGCUCUAAUCCCAAGGCCGCUCAUGUUCAUCACUGUUCAUUUGAAGUCAAUGACUAUGAUACUCAGCAGCUGGGGCAUCAAUGGCUUGCCAAGAAAGGCUACAAGUCUGUGUGGGGGGUGGGUCGUCACAUUCUGGGGUCGCAGAUUUUCGACUAUUGGUGGGAUACUACGGGGAACAUGGUCGAGCACUAUGCCGAUGGCGAUUUGGUCAACAAGGACACGCCUAUUGGACAAAUUCAAGCUGGAAGUGAAGCUUUGGCUGUAUGGGGUCCGGAGGUUCCUGCUUCGUUUUUGCAGUAA